Molecule: messenger RNA, 963 nt
Organism: Musca domestica (house fly)
Lineage: Eukaryota; Metazoa; Arthropoda; Insecta; Diptera; Muscidae
Product: zinc finger matrin-type protein 2
Exons: 2
Coding region: 103-690 (195 amino acids)
Biological process (GO): mRNA splicing, via spliceosome
Cellular component (GO): spliceosomal complex; U4/U6 x U5 tri-snRNP complex
Molecular function (GO): zinc ion binding; nucleic acid binding
Source: RefSeq, a predicted model, not a curated record
AAUUGAAUUGUUUGUUUCUAAACGAUACAUCCUUUUAUUUACACAUUUAUUAAUUAACAUUAUUUAAAAUAAUUGAACUAAAAGAAUUUAUUAUUAAUUAAAAUGUCGAUGCGGCCAGAUGACCAUCGCAGGAAGUGGGAUAAAGCUGAAUUCCAAAAAAAGGCUCAGGAAAGAUUGCAAAGUCAAGCAAAUGACAAAAAUGAAGAAGAACCAGUCCAAAGGGAGAACCUCAAACGCAGAGACUAUAAAGUGGAUUUGGAUAGCAAAUUGGGGAAAAGCGUUGUUAUAAAUAAGAACACACCGAACUCGCAAUCUGGUGGAUAUUACUGCAAUGUUUGCGAUUGCGUGGUUAAAGAUUCCAUUAAUUUCCUUGACCAUAUCAAUGGAAAGAAACAUCAGCGAAAUCUAGGAAUGUCUAUGAAAGUUGAACGCAGUACUGUGGACCAAGUAAAAGAAAGAUUUCAGGCGAACAAAAAGAAAAUGGAAGAGAAACAGAAAGACUAUGAACUUGAGAAGCGCCUUAGAGAAGCAAAAGAGGAGGAAGAGCGCUAUAAGGAACAUCGUAAAGAAAAGCGAAAGGAGCGCAAACGUAAAGCCGAGGAAGACUUGGAUGGAAUUGCUUUAACUGAUGAUAAUAUGGCAGCCAUAAUGGGCUUUUCGGGAUUUGGUGGCUCUAAAAGAAAUACCUAAAAUAUUAGACAAUGUGUGGAAUUCGACAAAAAGACAUCAAUAUAAAAAUGCUACUACACCGAAAAAUACAAACAAACAAAAAAUAUCACCCAAGUGAAAAGUAUAUGGCUUCUAAGCAUGAAACCGUUACGAAAAUGAACAGGAGUUUUCUGAUUUAAAAUAUUGUAGUGUAUAAAUCGUUUCAAAUUUGAAGACAUGACAAAGCAAAACUAUUUUCUGUAAUAAAAAGGAACCAAUUGUAUUCUAAACAAUGUAGACCAAAGUGAACCUUAA